AUGAUUACUAAGCAACUAGCUGACCUUACAAAGCAAAUGGAGAAGAACGAAGUUGCAGCAGUCACCACACAAUCAUCAACCCAAGAAGGAGUAAACACAGAGGAAGGAGGUGAAUGGGAGCAAGCCAACUAUGUUGGUAAUUCACCAAGGCAAAAUCAUGAUCCAUACUCCAAAACUUACAAUCCAGAAUGGAAGAACCACCCCAACUUUGGGUGGGAAAACCAACAGGACCAAGGCCAAGAUCAGAGACGUCAAAAUCACAAUCCUAACAACCAUGCUGUCCACCAACAUUCAUCACAAAGAUCAUAUCAACAACCACCUAACCACACUCCUCAACACCCAUAUCAAAACCAGCAUGAUCACCCUCACUCUUAUAACCCAAACCCACCAUCAUACUCUGAGGAUAGACUCUCUAGAAUUGAAACCUUACUUGAAGGUUUAUGCAAGGAAGUCCAGGACAACAAAGCAUUCAAGGAUGAGGUGCGAACCAACAUCAAGAACCAAGGAGAAACCAUUGAAAGGUUAGAAUCCCAAGUAGGGUAUCUAUCCCAGCAAAUUCCUAAGUCCACUGAUAGCUUCCCAAGUGACACAGAGAAGAACCCCAAAGGAGAAGCUAAGAAAUUAAGAUGGGAAGAGUGCAAGGUAAUCACCACUAGUGAUGAAGUGAGUGUGGGGGAAGCAGUCACACAAGCAAAAUAUCUUCAAGACAAUCCAGAAGAUAAGCAUGAGGAGAGAAAUCAGGAAUCCAACCCUCCACAGAAGGAGAAAGAAGAGGGUCUGAACCCAUAUGCACCCUUUCCCCAAAGACUAAAAGGUGGUGAAGCAAGAAGAAUAUACUCAAGGUUCCUUGAUAUGUUUACAUCUCUUCAUGUAAACAUACCAUUCAUUAAAGCUCUCCAACAGAUGCCCUUAUACAUUAAGUACAUAAAAGAGCUUCUGACCAGGAAGAGUUCAUUGAAAGGUGGGCAAACAAUACUGAUGAAUAAGGAGUGCAGUGCUCUCAUUCAACCACAGCUACCUAUAAAAAGAAAAGACCCAGGGAGCUUCCACAUCCCUUGUGCUAUAGGCGAAAUAAAAAUUGACAAAGGGCUUUGUGACUUGGGAGCAAGCAUCAACUUAAUGCCCCUCUCCCUCAUGAAGAAGCUCCAAAUCAAUGAACUAACUCCUACUGAUGUAAUUAUCAUAUUGGCUGAAAAAACUCAAAAACAGGCAAUAGGAGUAGUUGAAAAUGUGCUGGUGAAGGUUGGGAGCUACUAUCUCCCGACAGACUUUGUUAUCCUAGAGAUGGAAGAAAGUCAUCUCCAUCCAAUCAUCUUAGGGAGGCCAUUCUUAGCCACUGUUAGGGCACUUAUAGAUGUGGAAUGGGGAGAGCUAAUCUUAAGGAUACGUGAUGAACAACUCACCUUCAAUGUCUUCAAAUCAUGGCAAGAAGCAAGUCAAGAAAACAAAGAAUCAAGAGAAAAGCAUAAUGAAGCAUUGAGGCAAGAAACAAGCAGUGAAGCACAAACAACACAAUUGAAAACCCCAUUGGUUGGAAAGCCAUAUAUUCAGGAAGAACCACAUUCAAAGGUAACUCAAAGGGAGCUGAGCCCACCAGAGUCAUGCAAAGCUAGUAACAAGGAUCCCUUAGAGAAAGAAUCUAUAGAAAGCAAGACAGCAUCAAGAGAAACAAUGAGGAAAGUACCCAGAAGAUGGAGAAACAAGAAAAUCCCUACAGAGGAUUUCUCCCCAGGAGAUGAAGUGAUUUCUGCUCACUAUCCAACCAUCCCACCUCAUCUUCUUACCAUCCCAUCUCAGCUACCUCAAGUAUACAUCAUCAACAAAGUAUUAUCCUUGGAACAUGUGGAGCUUCUCAAUAAAGCCACUGGAGACAAACACACUGCAAGAGGGGAGGACUUGAAGCACCACCAACCACCCUGA
Messenger RNA from Arachis stenosperma, 1920 nucleotides. RefSeq lists its product as uncharacterized. The record is from RefSeq and is a predicted model, not a curated record. NCBI's taxonomy places the organism in Eukaryota, Viridiplantae, Streptophyta, Magnoliopsida, Fabales, Fabaceae. The transcript has a single exon. Bases 1 to 1920 code for a protein of 639 amino acids.